AUGAUCCUAACAAUUCUCGUUUUGUCUUUCGCCACGAGCGGUAUGCAUCCAUCGCCAGUGAACACAGUGUAUUUAAUGAAGGCGCAGGGAGCAGGGAAUCAAGCCGUCAAAGGUGUGGAUUGGAAGAACGCUAGUACCACAAAUGGAGGUUGCUGUUUCGGGCAGAUAUGUACGAACCCGUGCGUCAUACCGGUUCCGCUGUACCAACCGCAGAUGCCGAUAGUUCUACCGGCGAGGACCGUAUAUGAACCGGUAGAACACGACCAUCCCCCGCUCGGUGAGAUCCGGGAUAUCAUAACGGCCGAUAAGCAACGUUACGCCAGUAGCGAGUCUAGUGACACCAGCGACACAGAAACUGACUACGAUUAUUAUGAAAGUUUUAUUGGAAAAAUAUCUUAA
Messenger RNA from Leptosia nina, 399 nucleotides. The record is from the annotation of a GenBank genome assembly. Lineage: Eukaryota; Metazoa; Arthropoda; Insecta; Lepidoptera; Pieridae.